This is a messenger RNA of Ostrea edulis (European flat oyster), 5898 nucleotides long. Its product is annotated as mitotic spindle assembly checkpoint protein MAD1-like. Lineage: Eukaryota; Metazoa; Mollusca; Bivalvia; Ostreida; Ostreidae. The transcript is spliced from 14 exons. Gene Ontology annotation, cellular component: kinetochore; mitotic spindle; nuclear envelope. Gene Ontology annotation, biological process: attachment of mitotic spindle microtubules to kinetochore; mitotic spindle assembly checkpoint signaling. Bases 4034 to 5839 code for a protein of 601 amino acids. The record is from RefSeq and is a predicted model, not a curated record.
UUUUUUUACCAAACCUGAGAGCUCACAUGAGACGUGAGCUUUUCUGAUCAUGUCCAUCAUCUGUCUGUAAACUUUUCACAAUUUUGACUUCUUGAAAACCUCAGGGUCAAUUUCAUCAAGACUUCACACAGAUUACCCUUGGGUGAAGGGGUAUUCAAGACAGUUACAUUAGAGUAGUGAACAUUUUCUAAAGGGAUUUCAUAAAAGAGAUCAUGUACACUACAGUUUCACAUAGUUUGUCUCAUAUAUACAAUUAUAUGAAGUACACAGCAUAAAGGGUUGUGCAAUUUUUCAAUUUUUAAAACUCUUUAGUUAAAAUCUUAAUUUUUGUAAACAUUUUUCUUUCAGAAAACAGAACACAGCUUUAGACAAAAAUUUUUUUUUGACAACUUAGUACCGGUAUGUGUAUCGGAAAGAUAAAUAUUUGGCAUAAAUGUAUUUUAUCCAAGCCCACACUUGCUGUUUUCUGAAGAAGAAACUGUUUGAAAAAUAACCAUUUUAUUCCAAAAUACUUAAGAUAACAGCAGUCGUCAUGUUUAUGGUGUCAUAAAUUUAAUUUUAUGUCAUUUUGAUAAAGUUUGGAAAAAUAACUGAGUUGCAUUUAUAUUCUUACACAGAAGAUGUCUAAUUUUGAAGCUGUAAAUUUUUUAUAUCUAAUCUUGAAACUGUCAGUUUUGGUAGGCAACCUUAUUAUUUAUAGUCCUUAAACAUAGGGAAUUCUUAGAAAAAAUCUUCUCAAGGACCACCAGGAAUCUGUAUGUUAAAUUGAUAAGCAAGAGUCCUCAUGUAGUAUAGAUUCUUGUUUCACACCAUAGCCACAGGGGCAAGGGUGGGACCACAGGAGCAAGGAUGGGGUCACAGUGGGAAUUUCAAAAUUUUGCAUAGGAAUUCACAUGUAUACAUGCACAAAAACCCUCCUUAAAUAUCUUCUACUCAAGAACAAUCAGGUUAUAGGUGAGCAUCCAAAUUUAAUUGUUUGCUAGUUUUAUUAUAGUUUGAAAAUCAUCACAAGGAUCAAGCUCGAGUCACAGUCGAGAUAAGAGAGUGCAUUAACAACUAUACUGUCCAUGGACAUAAUGAUGUAUUUAUCCAUGAAUGUUUACAAACUCAAAAUACAGACUACUUUCUAUAAUCAAAAUGCAAUUAGACCGUCAUGUAAUAGUUACUGUAUAUGAUGUAAAUAUGAUACAGGAGGUUGCAAAAGGCAUGAAUAAAAUGCCCAAUUAUAUCAAAUUAGGUCCAGGAAAAUACCCUUAGUAUGAUUAGUACCUCAUUUGUUAUUUUUUGUCAAAUGCAUGUCAUGGGAGUUGGCAGGGAAGCCUUUAUAUAUAUACUAUGCAAUUUGAUACUCCUCAAACACGAUCUAAAUUAAUGUACUCAUUUGUAAUACACAUAAAUAUUCAUGUUCCACCAUGAGUCUGUUUAUGGAGUUUGAAAAUAAGGUACAAUUGGUGUACCAUUCGUACAUAACACAUCAGUGCUAAAAAUUUCUGACAUCAGAAUAAAUUUGCAUUCCAAAUUUGACACUUAUGAACUUUACCAAGCAACCAGUCAAUGAAAUGAAAUGCUGUGAUUUGUUGGUUAUUAGAAUAAUGAAAUGCUUUUUUAGUUCAUUAAACGGGACAGGAAGAUCACAAAGCGUUGCAGAGAAUAUUUGCAGAACCCGCUAAUACAAAUUUUCUGUGCAAUGUUUGCGACCUUCAUAUCUCAUUUAAUAAACCAGAUAAAGGCAUUUUAUUCCUCAUCUUUUUCUGUAUUUUUUAAAAAAUAUAAAUACUUUUAAGUAUGUAAAAUACAGGUAUUGUUAACUUGUAAGUUAUUUAAAUUUAGCAGCUGAAUCUUGUAUCCACUUUUAGCUCACCUGAGCUAAAAGCUCAAGUGAGCUUUUCUGAUCACCCGUAUUCCGGCAUCUGUCCGUCUGUAAACUUUUAACAUUUUUAACUUCUCAAAAACCACUGGGCCAAUUGCAACCAAAGUUGGCACAAAGCAUCCUUAGGUAAAGGGAAUUCUAAAUUGUUAAAAUAAAGGGUUAGGCCACCUUCCAAGGGGAGAUAAUCAAGAAAAGGUAAAAAUAGAGUAGGGUCAUUAAAAAAUCUUCUUCUCAAGAACCACUGGGCUAGAAAAGAUGAAAUUUAUAGAUGAGCUUUAUUAGGUAGUGCAGAUUCUAAAUUGUUAAAAUCAUGGCCCCCGGGGGUCGGAUGGGGCCACAAUAGGGGAUCAAAGUUUUACAUACAAAUAUAUAGGAAAAAUCUUUAAAAAUCUUCUUCUCAAGAACCACUGUGCCAGAAAAGCUGAGAUUUAUAUGAAAGCUUCCUGAUAUAGUGCAGAUUCUAAAUUGUUAAAAUCCUGGCCCCCGGGGAUCGGAUGGGGCCACAAUAGGGGAUCAAAGUUUUACAUACAAAUAUAUAGGAAAAAUAUUCUUCUCAAGAACCACUGUGCCAGAAAAGCUGAGAUUUAUAUGAAAGCUUCCUGAUAUAGUACAGAUUCUAAAUUGUUAAAAUCCUGGGCCCAUAUUCACAAAAUAUCUUACGACUAAGAUGAAAAACAUAAUUCUGUCUGAUAAUCAAAUACCGAUCCCAAGGUCACAAGUAUGUAUUCAACUUUUAUAAACUAUGGAUGUACUUUACAUAUUAAUUAAGAAAGGCUACUAUCAAUGAAAAAUAAGGAAAUUACCGUGUUUGUAAAAUUUGAUCUUAGUCGUAAGAUAUUUUGUGAAUAGGUGCCCUGGCCCCCGGGGGUCGGAUGGGGCCACAAUAGGGGAUCAAAGUUUUACAUACAAAUAUAUAGGAAAAAUCUUUAAAAAUCUUCUUCUCAAGAACCACUGAGCCAGAAAAGCUGAUAUUUACAUGAAAGCUUUCUGAUAUAGUGCAGAUUCAAGUUUGUUCAAAUCAUGGCCCCUGGGGGUAGGAUGGGUCCACAGGGGGGGAUCAAAGUUUUACAUACAAAUAUAUAUGAAAAAUCUUCAAAUAUCUUCUUCUCCUGAACCAUUGGGCCAAAGAAGUUCACAUUUACAUGAAAGCUUUCUGACAUAGUGUAGAUUCAAGUUUGCAAAAACUAUUGCAUCCAGGGGUAGGUUGGGGCCAUAAUAAGGACUACGGUUUUACAUGCAAAUAUAUAUAGAAAGUCUUCUGAUAUGGACCAAGGUGACUCAGGUGAGCGAUGUGGCCCAUGGGCCUCUUGUUGGUAAUGAUUUCCAUAUUUGACGACGGUAAAGGUAAAUAGUCCAAGAAGGGCAAACUCUAAUCUCAUAAUAUAAACCAUCAUAUAAAAAAAAUAAACUUUAUUUAUUAUAUUAAAUUCAAAUUCAAGGUAAAAAAUUAAUCAGAAAACAUAUUUUCCUACAAUUUCAACAAUUCUGCAAAAUAGGUCGCAGAAUUUGUAGAAUGUGUAUAUUCACACAUGGACAGGCGACAUUAAAACCCAGAUCGUACUAAAUUGAAACAUAGUGUGUCUUCAUAGCUUUAAAUGAUAAGCAAUGGAUUUCAAAAGAAAUUAAGUAGAAUACACACAGUAGAUGUAAAUAUUAAGAGGUUACAAUUGAUUAAAGAAAAACAUACUAAUUUUCAUUUGUUUUUAGAAAAAUCAUGUUGAAUUAAUGUAAUUAAUGUAAAACAUGUAUCAUAAUCUUCCUUUUUUAGCAUACCUGAGCCAAAGACUUAAGUGAAGUUUUCUGAUAAAGUGAUUGUGGCCCCACCCUGGCCCCAUGUUUAAUUUGUCAAAUUACUUACAAACGUCUUUGUGUUCUCUACUGUAGAGUCAAGUUUGUUCAAAUUAUUACCCCUGUAGGCCAGGGCAGAACCACAAGAGGGGACAUAAGAAUUUGUAGGAAAGUCCAUUAGAAAUCUUUCCAUGAACAAGGGUACAUUUGGGGGCAGGGUAGAGUCAGAAAUGGCUUUAAUAGAGGAAGGAAGAUGGUUUCUCCUUUCGUUUAAUUAUUGCUUUUCUGUCCAUGUCAGAUAUUACCAGAGUGUUUAAAUAUUUUGGUUAGAGAUUAGAGGAAAGGGCCAGAGAGGCAAAGAGUCAGCUGUUUGUCAUGUGUGACAGGGAACAGAAAAUAGCAACAGAGAAUGAGGCACUGAGGGCAGAACUUAUACAGAAAAAGAAACAGUAUAACGAAAGCCUGUCUGUCAUGCAGGCCGGCAUCACCAGACUACAAGAGGAGCUUCAACAGACUAAAGAUUCCGAAGCAGAGGAGCAGAAAGAUUUAUGUAACCAGUUAAUUCAAGUUCAGUCUGAGCAGAGAAACGCAAGAAGUGAUUUAGAUGAAACCAAAGCACUUCUAGAGAUUCAGAAAAACUUAACGAAAGAGUAUCAGGCAAAAAUCGCAGAUCUUGGACAAUAUAAAGAAAAAUAUGAGAAAGCAGAACAUAGAAUUAAGGAACUUGAGUUUAAAAUCAGCCAGUCAGAAGAUGAUGCUGUCAUUAACAGAUCAAUGAGAGAGAAAUUGGUUUCAGUAUCAAGGCUUGAAAAUGAAAUUCAGAAAUUAAAAGAGGAAAAUGAUCACCUCAGAGAAACCCAAGAAAGCAACCUUCUUUUGAAAGAGCAGGCAGAAAAUGUGAAACAAAAACUUGAGAGAAGUGAACUUCGCUGUGAAAGAUUGUCCCAAUUGGAAGCUGAGAAUGAGGAAUUGAAGGAGAAACUUCAGAAAUGGGAGGAGGUCAAGACAGACAAUGGAUUUCCACAGACACCAUGGCAGUUAAGUCAGAGACUAGCACAUCUACAGGAAUCCCACGCAACUAUGUUGGAAAAACAGGGACACCUCCAGUCAAGUUUGCACAUGAAAGAAGAAGCACUUAAAAAGGCUUCACAAACACAGGAAAACUUGGUUGCACAGCUUACCACAGAAAAAUCAAAAACUCAGCAACAGACUCAAUUUAUAAAAAGGCUGCAACGAAAACUUCUUCUCAUAUCAAAGGAGAGAGAUAUGUACAAGGGUUUGAUAGACUCUUAUCAAAGUGAGGUCACAGUGAACUUAUCUGCCACUGCAUUGUCAAGAAUGCAACAGCAAGAGGAAAUUUUACAGAGUUACAAGAAACAGAUGGAAUCCAUGGAAACCGAACUGCCUAAAACCCUCUCUGGACCAGAGACACUCUCACGCACAGUAAAUGCAACAUCGCAAGAAGUUUCUCAAGCAGAGGAAAAGUGUGAUCAACAUCUCAUCUUACAGUUGAGGGAAAGAAUUGCUUUUCUGGAGAAAGAACUUGAAAAAGCAACAGAGGAGAAGUGCACCUUAGAGGACAGAAUAGAACAGAAGCAUUUACAGGGAGAUUACGAUCCCACCAAACUGAAGGUUCUACACUUUUCCAUGAAUCCUGCAGCCAUGGCCCAGAAGAAGCGAGCAGAAGAGCUAACCAAAUUAAGGGAAGAAAAUAUCCGCUUGAAGAAGAGAGUGGAAGUGUUGGAGGAGUCAAAGGGGCAGACCGUAGAUGUAACAUUUGAGGUAGAUCAAAAAAUGUCUGAGGCAUCCUCCUCUAAAGAAGUGGAAGAAAUGAAGAAAAUGCUAGAAACAGAGGAAUUGAAAAACAAAAGGUUGUUGGAAGUGUUUAAAAAGACAAGCAAAGAUUUACGUGAAGUAUGCUACCUUCUGAUGGGCUAUAAGAUAGACAUACCAUGUACUAAUAAGUACAAAAUCACCAGUAUGUUUGCUGCAUCUCCUGAAGAUUUCUUCAUGUUUGAGCAAUCCCCAAGUGGAGAAGUUCAGUUUUUAGCCUCAGACUUUGCUGAAACUUUACAGGAUCACAUAGAAACAUACAUCUCUAAAGGUAACUCCAUCCCAGCAUUCCUUAGCGCUGUGACACUGGAGUUGUUUAAUCAACAGACUGUCUGUCAUGACAUGUGAAUUAUAUUGAAUCAUAUCAUAUAAAAACAUUGCUUCAUUAAAUUGUGUAAAAAAUGAAA